GUGAGAUUGCUCUGGUACUCGUAGUAGGCGUAGUAGAUGGUGGCGCAAACCGAGACAGAAGCAUCUCUAAGUGACACGCAUUUGCACAUCUCCAUGGGGAGUUCUUCCCGCACUCGCAGACAAUUCCAUGGCCUCGUAGCAUUUGCCGCUUUCACUGGGCUUUCUGGAGCCGCGUAUGGACCUGGAUAUAGCAUUCCUUUCAAUUGGAGGGCCUGCAGGCGGCAGUUGGUGCUUCCCCUUCUUAUCUUGACCAGCGAGGAGUCCUUCGCAGAGGAGUCCUUCAACCCUCUCAAGUUAAAAGGCUAUUUUUGGGAGACAGGGAAGUUCUAUAGUACUGCAGAAUCUGCAGACUCUCAGGAUAUACGGAAAAUUCUGUCAGAGCUGACAGAGACAGCUUCCAUUCUACAGACACUGGAGUCCACGGUUGCAGACGGAAACUUUGAAGAACUGAAGACGCAGCUAAGAGGCGCUAACUUUUCCGAGAGCCUCUUGAGGAUACGUGGUAAGGCUGUUCUCAACAUCCUCUCACAGCAAGAGAGCACUGUUGAGGAUGAUGAAAAGUUCCGGGACGUGCAACAAGCCUAUGUCCUUUUGGGCCAAGAGCUCAAUGGCUUGAAUGGAGCGAUUGAUUCGGCCACGGUGGACUUUAGCCGUGGAGCAUUGGAAGUACUUCGACAGUAUUUUGACGUACGUGGCUUUGGACGUUGGCGAAAGAGUGAGAAGAAACUUGACUAGGACCUGGCCUGGAAUCUUGUCGCAACUUUGCGAUCAGCUCGCAAACGCUUACAGAGCUUUGUCGAGCUGGCAGAAGCAGCCCGGGACAAGUGACAGAGCC
Durusdinium trenchii is the source of this 835-nucleotide messenger RNA. Lineage: Eukaryota; Dinophyceae; Suessiales; Symbiodiniaceae. The record is from the annotation of a GenBank genome assembly.